AUGCUCUUGGCCUCUGUUCAGCUCUUAAUAUGGGCUUUACUAUCAUGGAAGGCCCAUGCCAUGAGGCAGGACCGCCUUGUGCAACUGCGCCAAGAAACAGUGAAUAUGUUCUACCAUGGCUAUAAUAACUACAUGCAACAUGCUUUCCCUGAGGAUGAGCUUCGACCCUUGACGUGCUCCCCCUUGACCCGAGAUCGAGAGAACCCUAGCCAUAUCGGACUGAACGAUGCUCUGGGGAACUAUUCCCUUACGCUUAUCGACAGUCUAUCGACACUCGCAAUCCUCGCUGGAGGACCCGAAGACGAGUCAGGAACUGGAUCGCAAGCACUAAGCGAUUUCCAAGAUGGUGUGGCGAACUUCGUACAAUACUAUGGUGAUGGACGACCAGGUGCAUCGGGCCAAGGCAUACGAGCAAAUGGGUUCAACCUCGAUAGCAAGGUGCAGGUAUUUGAGACUGUUAUUCGUGGAUUGGGUGGACUCCUCAGUGCACAUCUCUUUGCCAUCGGCGAGCUGCCCAUUACUGGGUACACUGUGCAGCCUGAUUGGGCAACCGAGGCAGAUGAUCCCUUGGAACUUGUCCCUAUAUCAUGGCCGAAUGGCUUUAGAUAUGACGGCCAACUUUUAAGGUUGGCUCUCGAUCUUGGGCAAAGACUUCUCCCUGCCUUCUAUACGGACACAGGUAUACCAUAUCCGCGAGUGAAUCUUCGGCACGGGAUUCCGUUCUAUACCAACUCCCCCCUCUUUCGCCAGACGGGCGAGGACAAGCCCCCAGUAACUUCGGCGGAGGUCACCGAGACUUGUAGUGCUGGAGCUGGAAGUCUCACUCUUGAGUUUACCGUUCUCAGUCGUCUAGCGGGUGAUGUUCGAUUUGAACAAGCAGCCAAACGAGCCUUUUGGGCGGUCUGGGGCAGGAGAAGCGAAAUCGGGCUCGUUGGUAACGGUCUCGAUGCAGAAGGUGGGCAAUGGAUCGGCCCGCACGCCGGUAUUGGUGCUGGUAUGGAUAGCUUCUUCGAAUAUGCUUUGAAGAGCCAUAUCUUACUUUCAGGACACGGCAUGCCGAACAAUUCGACUUCCAAUCGACAGAGCAGCACUGAGUGGCUCGACCCCAAUUCCAUUCAUCCUCCUCUCCCCAACGAGUUGCAGACCUCCGAAGCCUUCUUAGAUGCAUGGCAUCAGGCCCACGCGUCAGUCAAACGGUAUUUAUACACAGACCGGAGCCAUUAUCCAUAUUACUCGAAUAACCAUCGAACUACUGGACAACCAUAUACGAUGUGGAUUGAUAGCCUUGGGGCCUUUUACCCUGGUCUAUUGGCAAUGGCUGGCGAGAUAGACGAGGCCGUAGAAGCAAACCUUGUUUACACUGCUCUCUGGACCCGAUAUUCUGCCUUGCCCGAGCGAUGGUCUGUCCGCGACAACAACGUUGAUCAGGGGCUCGGGUGGUGGCCAGGUCGUCCCGAGUUCAUAGAGUCAACAUACUAUAUAUAUCGUGCCACACAAGACCCAUGGUACCUACACGUCGGAGAGAUGGUGCUUAGAGACAUCGAGCGCCGAUGUCGUACUCCCUGCGGGUGGGCUGGUCUUCAAGACGUCAGGACGGGAGAAUUGUCUGACCGCAUGGAGAGUUUCUUCCUUGGUGAAACGGCAAAGUAUAUGUACCUACUUUUCGACCCAAGCCAUGCUCUCAACAAAGUUGAUGCGGCAUUUGUCUUUUCCACCGAGGGUCAUCCGCUCAUCAUCCCUAAGCGCAGCCGGUCGAGGCCAACUACGUGGCAUUCUGCUGUAAAACAACAUAUUCCCAGAAAUAACACCACGGACGAGAGAUUUACCAACUCAUGCCCUGUGCCUAUUGUGGCAGGGUUUGCCGGGUCGGCUACUGCAGCCCGUUCUGAUCUCUUUAGUGUUGCACUAUUCGUCGAUUUGCAUAACACCCCCAACGUCCAUGGACCUCUUGAAGCUGUUGAUGUUAUAGACAAGAAGAGAGGACUGAUAACCAAAUAUCGAGCAACGACUAAUUACACAAUGUUUCCCUGGACACUGCCCCCCACGAUGCUGCCGCAGGAUGGCGUGUGCUCUGCACCUGUUGAGCGUGUGACGACAUGGAUAGAGUUUCCACCGGGCGACACUGCUAGUUCCCUUGUUUCACGUUUCGCAACGUCCCUCGUGUGGUACAGCCACAACGGGCCAACGGUCCGCAACCUUGACGGCAUGCGGCUCCAAUUAGAGCGGCACCAAAACAGAGAUCUCGCAGGUCAGUCGUGGAGGAUCACGCAUGCUGCGAACAGAGAGCUAGGUCGGCACGAGAACGUCUUCUUCCACGCGGAACACGUGAGAAACUACAAAGACGACGCCUUCACCUGUGUACGGCGAAAGGAUAUUGUCGAGAUUGACCUACUACUUGACUCUCCAGACAAGUUGAAUGCUAGUGCGCCAGCACCCGCGCAGGGUGUCAACGCAUCCACCGAGAUAAUUCCCAGUCAUGCGGCCCUUCCUUCAGAAUCGCUUCUCAAGUCGUUGCUCCGUGCCGUUAGCUCCGUUUUUGAACCCGCCUACACCGAUCUUCCGGAGUCGGAGGCGGAAGGCGUCGGCCCCACCAUCCUCCGUUGGUCGGCUUACACGGCGACCGGCCCGGGUGCAUUCCCAAUGCCUCCCGUUGUUGAUACGCCAAUGACCGGCUCACCCAGCUAUAACUCCCGCAAACCUGCCGCCAACUUUCCUUGGACUACCAUAUAUCUCGGUGGUGAGGCAUGCGGUGCCCCAUUGCCUGACUCAUCUUCUCGCCAGCAUCAAAUCAUCGUCCUGCGCCGCGGUGGCUGUUCAUUCAGUGAAAAGCUUGAGCGAGUCCCCACCUUCCCUGCGUCGCCGCAUUCUUUACAGCUCGUGCUUGUAAUUGACGAGGCUGAUGAAUCAGAAGAAGGCGCUGAUGAAAUUGUUCGCCCCCUUUUAACAGUGCCGCAGUUAACACCCCGAGGCAUGGGCAGACUUAACGGCGUACCGCUCGUUCUUAUGCGUGGUGCUAAAGGUGAUUACGGCCGGUUUGGGGAGGCUAGGGGUGUAGGACUGCGGCGCAAGUACGUGGUCGAGAGCCAGGGGAUAUUGAUAGAGAACGCCAUUGUCUUAUAA
Messenger RNA from Fusarium sp. VM40, 3120 nucleotides. The record is from the annotation of a GenBank genome assembly. Lineage: Eukaryota; Fungi; Ascomycota; Sordariomycetes; Hypocreales; Nectriaceae.